CAUCUUGGGCAGUUCGAUCGGUAGCGGGAGCGGAGAGCGGACAGCAGGGAGCUCGAAGGCAACAGCCCCCCACCGCCGGCCUGAUUACCAUCAACACCCGGGGAAGGAAACAGCGAGCCACACCGCCGGCCCGAGUCACCAUCUCUGAUAGGCAACUAGCUAACAAAUAAUACCAAAAUCCCAUUACAAACACCACCAUGAGCAGCGACGUGGAAACACAGCAGCAGCAGCAGCCAGCCGUCUUGGACGAUAAGCCCGACCCGGAACCGGCGGCCACUGUGGGGGAGAAGAAGGUCAUCGCAACCAAGGUUUUGGGCACAGUCAAAUGGUUUAAUGUGCGGAACGGAUAUGGGUUUAUUAACAGGGAUGACACCAAGGAAGAUGUGUUUGUACACCAGACUGCCAUUAAGAAGAACAAUCCAAGGAAGUAUCUUCGCAGUGUGGGAGAUGGCGAAACAGUAGAAUUUGAUGUCGUGGAGGGAGAAAAGGGUGCAGAGGCAGCUAAUGUAACUGGUCCUGGUGGUGUUCCAGUCCAAGGCAGCAAAUAUGCAGCAGAUCGCAAUUAUAGGCGCUUUCCACGUCGUAGAGGUCCUCCACGCAAUUACCCGCAAAACUACCAAAAUGAGGGAGGCGAAAAGCCAGAAAUAACUGAAGGACCAGUAGAAGGAGAGGGUGCUAACCAACAACGCCCUUUCCGGCCGAGGCGUCGCUACCCACCAUACUACUACCGGAGACCGUAUGGGCGAAGACCACAGUAUUCAAACCCCUCAGAGCGCCGCAGGGGGGGUGACAGCGCAGAGGGAUCAGACGGCCAAGGUACAGAACAAGUCAGACCAGUGCGACAGAAUAAUAUGUACAGAGGAGGAGGAGGAGGAUUUAGACCAAGAUUCCGCAGGGGACCACCUCGAGCGCAAAUGCCCAGGGAAGAUGAAAAUGAGGAAGACAAAGAAAAUCAGGGUGAAGGAACCCAGAGUCAGCAACCACCUCAACGCCGGUACCGCCGUAACUUCAACUACAGACGCAGACGCCCAGAAAACCCUAAACCACAAGAUGGUAAAGAGACCAAGGCAGCCGAAACAUCAGCAGAAAACACGUCCGCUCCCGAGGCUGAGCAGGGCGGGGCUGAGUAAAAUACCGGCUUAUCCACCUCUACCACCAUCCGGUUUUGUCAUCAAAAAGUCAAGAUUGAAAAUUCCAGCAAUAAGAAAUUGAACAAAGAAUCGGAACUGAAGACCUUAAGUGCUUGCUUUUUGCUGUUGACCAGAUAAUGUCCUACUGCAUGAUUUCUUGCAAGGGCAGGGUUUUAUUUUUUAUCUAAAGUCUCCUUUUGGGAAUGAGAAUUUUUUAAACCAUAUUUUUUCGCAAUCUACCUGCAAAAAGGUUUUUAAAUUGUUUCUUAUCUGGUCAAACCAAGGAUUUUUAAGAACCUAAUUUUUAAUUUGUAAUAAACGUACACCUGAUUUUUUUCAAACGUCAACAAAUUGCAAGCAUCUAUUAAUAAAGGUCUGAACACAUA
This is a messenger RNA of Rana temporaria (common frog), 1516 nucleotides long. RefSeq names its product Y-box binding protein 1 (gene YBX1). Gene Ontology annotation, biological process: regulation of gene expression. NCBI's taxonomy places the organism in Eukaryota, Metazoa, Chordata, Amphibia, Anura, Ranidae. Gene Ontology annotation, cellular component: nucleus. Gene Ontology annotation, molecular function: nucleic acid binding. The record is from RefSeq and is a predicted model, not a curated record.